Raphanus sativus (radish) is the source of this 1140-nucleotide messenger RNA. Its product is annotated as protein GID8 homolog. The transcript is spliced from 5 exons. Gene Ontology annotation, cellular component: cytoplasm; nucleus. Lineage: Eukaryota; Viridiplantae; Streptophyta; Magnoliopsida; Brassicales; Brassicaceae. Gene Ontology annotation, biological process: proteasome-mediated ubiquitin-dependent protein catabolic process. Gene Ontology annotation, molecular function: protein binding. The record is from RefSeq and is a predicted model, not a curated record. The coding region runs from base 1 to 732 and encodes 243 amino acids.
AUGUGUUAUUCUACUGAUAACGCUACUUCGAAGAAAGUUAUCACACGUGACGAGUGGGAGAAGAAGCUAAACGCUGUAAAGCUCAGGAAAGAAGACAUGAACACUCUCGUCAUGAAUUUUCUUGUCACUGAGGGUUUUGUUGAAGCUGCUGACAAAAAGUUUCUUUCUUUUCCUUUUGGAGAGACAGCAGAGAUAGAUCUUGCGACCAUCACAGAUCGAAUGGCUGUUAAAAAGGCUGUUCAAAACGGUAAUGUCGAGGAUGCUAUUGAAAAAGUUAAUGACUUGAAUCCUGAGCUCUUGUUUCAUCUUCAUCAGCAAAGGUUGAUUGAACUUAUUCGACAAGGCAAGACUGAAGAAGCCUUGGAGUUUGCUCAAGAGGAACUUGCACCACGUGGCGAAGAAAACCAAGCGUUUCUGCAAGAGCUAGAAAAAACUGUAGCGCUGCUUGUUUUUGAAGAUGCGUCUAACUGCCCUGUUAAAGAUCUUCUUGACAUUUCCCACCGCCUUAAAACAGCAAGUGAAGUGAAUGCAGCAAUUCUCACAAGCCAGAGUCAUGAAAAAGAUAACUGUCUCGAUGUUAUACUGGUUUUGUUUUAUUGUGAACAAACAGAUCCCAAACUUCCAAGCUUGUUGAAGAUACUGAUUUGGGCUCAGAACCAGCUGGAGGAGAAAGCAGUGUAUCCGCACAUUAAUGAUUUGUCUACUGGCCUACUCGAAGACCCGUCAGAAUAAUUCAAUACUUCUUUCAGAAAGAGGAAAAAAAGCUGCGAAAGAGAACAAUCUAUGAUGCCCUUCUCUUCCCUUCAAUUUCAAAAACGUAAGAUUCAUAUGUUCUAGCUUUCUGCUUUUUCUUUUUCUUCUGCAUCAGAGCUUGUUGGACCCGGAGUUGUUUAUGUGUGGAAGGGAACAUAAAGCUGUCUGUGGGCAAUGAAUUAUCCCUGUCAAAUGUUGUGAUUGUCAACAUAUGCCAUGACUCAUUGCAUAUGCACAUUUGUCUUGCAUGAAGUUAUCGAUCUUCCCUUGUUUUGAGGAACUUGUGUUCCAUAUGGCCCUGAAAUUUGUAAACCAGAGAGAUGGCUUGUUCCUCUUAACGUGUGUAUAUGGAUCAUCUUGUUAAGGUUGGUUUUGUUCUUCUGCUAA